Molecule: messenger RNA, 3601 nt
Organism: Solea senegalensis (Senegalese sole)
Lineage: Eukaryota; Metazoa; Chordata; Actinopteri; Pleuronectiformes; Soleidae
Gene: nr1d2b
Product: nuclear receptor subfamily 1, group D, member 2b
Exons: 8
Coding region: 403-2196 (597 amino acids)
Biological process (GO): positive regulation of transcription by RNA polymerase II; negative regulation of transcription by RNA polymerase II; cell differentiation
Molecular function (GO): RNA polymerase II cis-regulatory region sequence-specific DNA binding; nuclear receptor activity; zinc ion binding
Source: RefSeq, a predicted model, not a curated record
ACAGACCACAGUCCUCGCCCUCAGUAUAGUAUCUUUGAAUGGAACAGUCUGUGGAGUCAGACUGACCAACGGCUGCUUCCAUUUAAAAAAAUAAUAACCAGGAGGAAAACGCUGCAGCUCUUUAUUUGACAGCUGACUCCUUCAUUUGACUUUAUUGAAAAGCAAAACAAAAAAACGUUUCCGGUAAAACCGCAUCUUGACACAGUUGAACCCUGUGUGCAUUUUUUGGGGGGGGUUUUAACGUCAGCGGUAAAAAUCGGUUUAAAUGUUGUAGUUAUUUCCCUGCUCGGUCUCAUUCAGCGACUCUCCAGUUGCUGAAAACACUCCGGACAGAAACACGGCUUCUGCACUCAGGUGACAGGAGGAGGACACACACAAAAAACCUCGAAAAACUCACAGGACAUGGAGUCGACCAAAGCUGGGGGCGUAAUAGCCUACAUUAGCUCGGCCAGCUCUUCCUCCAGCCCGGAGUCCUUCCACAGCGACUCCUCCAACGGCAGCUACCAGUCAUCCUCUCCGCCUCACGGCUCCUCAUCCGGCCGCCGUCAGCUGGCUCAGCCCUCUGACCCCGCACUCAUGGCCAGUGGUCAAAACCUUCCAGGGACCCAGAAAAGCGGACGCCAAUCUUCCUCUGCUAAAUGUGGAAUCACAAAAAUCAAUGGCCUGGUGCUGCUGUGUAAAGUCUGUGGAGACGUGGCUUCUGGUUUCCACUACGGCGUCCACGCCUGCGAGGGCUGCAAGGGCUUCUUCAGGAGGAGCAUCCAACAGAACAUCCAGUAUAAGAAGUGCCUUAAGAACGAGAGCUGCCCCAUCAUGAGGAUCAACAGGAACCGCUGCCAGCAGUGCCGCUUCAAGAAAUGCCUGAUGGUGGGGAUGUCCAGAGACUCUGUGCGUUUCGGACGAAUCCCCAAGCGUGAGAAACAGCGCAUGCUUCUGGAGAUGCAGAGCGCCAUGAACAACAUGAUGAACAACAGCCAGCUGCACAACCAGCUGCAAAGCACCCAGAUGCUGCCCAUCGCCAAGCCGCUGCCUGUCAGUGCCACAGAAGCUACCUCCGAGGAAGCUGGCUCCGCCUCCUCCUCCUCGCCAAGCCCGUCAGACUCCAGCUCGGACCCCGAGCCCACCGUGGCGAUGGACACCAGCCCCAGCUCGGCCUCGCCAAGCGCGUCCGACAGUGGGGAGGAGGAGGUGAUCGGCUCGGUGACCAGGGCCCACCAGGAGACCUUCAUGUACAACCAGGAGCAGAGCAGCCUGACUGCUGAGGCCCCGCCCACCGCAGGCCCUGUGGACAACGGUGCCGAUCCAAACGCGGCCAAGCGCUGGAAGGAAGAGCAGCAGGACUCGUGGAACCACCACAACAACGUGGCCACCACCACCAUGGUGGCACAGGACCCCACCCCCUCCUCCUCCUCCUCCUCCAGCCUGGGCCCACAGGGUCCACAGGACAACAGCGCCACCCACUGUCCUUUCAGACUGUCGCGCACCACUGCCAGCCACUGUCCGGCCUACACGCAUGGAGCUUUCAGGGUGUCCACUGCGGAGGACGUCGCCACCACAGCCCACGGUGGGCACCAGUGGAGGGAAGGCAGGAGGAUGCAUCUGGUUUGUCCGAUGAACACGUCUCCCAGCGUGGACCCGCAGAAAUCGGGCCACGAGGUGUGGGAGGAGUUUUCCCACAGCUUCACCCCGGCUGUCAGGGAGGUGGUGGAGUUCGCCAAGAAGAUCCCGGGCUUCAGAGACCUGUCGCAGCACGACCAGGUCAGCCUGCUGAAGGCUGGAACCUUCGAGGUGCUCGUGGUGCGUUUUGCUUCACUCUUUGACGUGACUGACCGCACCGUCACCUUUCUGGGUGGGAACAAGUACAGCGUGGACACUCUGAGGUCCAUGGGCGCCAGCGACCUCCUUAACUCCAUGUUUGACUUCAGUGAGAAGCUCAUUAACCUGGGACUGAGCGAGGAGGAGAUGAGCCUGUUCACUGCUGUGGUGCUUGUCUCUGCAGAUCGCUCUGGCAUCGAGAACGUGAACUCGGUGGAGGCCCUGCAGGAGACUCUGAUCCGCGCGCUGCGCAGCCUCAUCACCAGGAACCACCCGAACGAGUCGGCCAUCUUCACCAAGCUGCUGCUCAAGCUGCCCGACCUGCGCUCGCUCAACAACAUGCACUCGGAGCAGCUGCUGGCCUUCAAGGUCCAUUCCUGAAGCCUCCUCCAGUACUUGACCCUCCUCGCCUCUGCGACACCAGCGCGACUGAACGCCGAGGCUGGAGACCCACAGCCACACUUCCCACCCAAACCUCAGAAAAAAAAAAACACACAAAAAAAACAAACAAACUCCACCUCCUUCCACUUACUCAUCAAACUCUGAAACUCAAAACGUGACAUUUGAAGGAAGGAGGUCGACCAUGAAAUGUUAUUGUACUGUAAUGUAGGGCCUAACAGCCUGUGUGUGUGUGUGUGUGUGUGAGAGACGGUCACGCUUGCGUACAGACACACUGAUCGAUGUACAUGUUUCCUGUGUUUGUGUGUAGCAUAACUGUGCGUUUGCGACCGUACAAACGUUAGAAGCACUUUUCUGUAUAGCGUAGACUGGUAUUUUUUUUCCUUUUUGCAUUCAUAGUGCAAUAUGUGACUGCUUUCUGUUGAUUUGAGCUGUGCAGCGACGAGUCGACGAGCUCGUGGACAUUCUCUCGGAUUUGGAAUGAAAAAAGUGCUGCGCUCGUGUCACAACCGAGAAGUUGUAAACCUAAAAAAAAACAAAACAACAAAAAAACUGAAUAAGUGACGACGUGGAAACGACAAUGUGGAAGAAUGUGGUUUGAUUUAAAAUGAUUUAAAAAAAAAAACGUCUUAUUUAGAGGCUUUUUCAUGCAAUUGUGUUCUGUGUUUCUCUCAGUCGUGGGAUAUAUAUAUUUUUUUCUAAAUUAUUUGGGCAUUGUGACAAAUCAAAUGUAUCCCGUAUUGUUUUGACACACGGGUGGAAGUGGAAGUGUUGAGACACUGAACAGCUGAAGAGACAUUUCCACCUCAUUUACUCACAUUUAUGUGUUUCUUUUCUCUUUAAAAAAAACAAACAAAGUCUGACACCAGUGUCUGCUGUCUACUGCUGACUUGGUCAUGCUGUUUCCUUAUCGGCCACCUGAUGGCGCUGUUGGGCACUGACCAGCAGGAAAAGAAACUGUCUCGCUUUCACCAGCAGCUUGAAUGAACUUCAUUUGUUUUCUCUAAUUUCUUUCCAUUGAAUAGAACUGUACAUAUUUAAGCUUAGUUGAACUGAAUAGAUAAACUCUUGACUGUAAUAUCACACACGUGAUUGUGACUUAAAUAAGCUGAGUGGACGUGACACAUGACACACGUGUGUGUGUGUGUGAGUGUGUGUGUGAGUCGCUGGUGUUUUUGAUGCCAUCGCUUCCUUUCAGAACGUCCAUCUGUGUGCUGACGUGGCUAAAAACGUGGCUCUGUUCUCCGUGAAAAGGACUGCAGUUCGCAUAGAUUUCAGUAUAAAUAUGAAUAUAUAUAUAUAUAUACAUAAACACACACACAUGCUAUCAUACAUACAUUACUGUAUAGAUGACUAUAUCUAUAUAAAUAAAUUUUCUAAACGCAGA